Drosophila guanche is the source of this 681-nucleotide messenger RNA. It is a transcript of the gene Dim1, whose product is annotated as thioredoxin-like protein 4A. Lineage: Eukaryota; Metazoa; Arthropoda; Insecta; Diptera; Drosophilidae. The transcript has 2 exons. Gene Ontology annotation, biological process: mRNA splicing, via spliceosome. The record is from RefSeq and is a predicted model, not a curated record. Gene Ontology annotation, cellular component: U4/U6 x U5 tri-snRNP complex; U5 snRNP; spliceosomal complex. The coding region runs from base 152 to 580 and encodes 142 amino acids.
GAGUUUCACUGCUACCUUGCUCAGGCCAGAGAGAGGCACAGAGACUGCCUGCACUGCCAGCUACCAACGACUGGCGCUGUCACUAUUUUCGUUGUGCCACAAUUUGUUUACAUUUUUACUUGUACAAAAGUUACUUAAAUAACUCUGCAAGAUGUCGUACAUGCUACCACAUUUACACAAUGGCUGGCAAGUGGACCAGGCCAUACUCUCCGAGGAAGAUCGUGUUGUGGUCAUACGCUUCGGUCACGAUUGGGAUCCCGCGUGUAUGAAAAUGGACGAGGUGAUGUACAGCAUUGCGGAAAAGGUGAAAAACUUUGCGGUCAUCUAUCUGGUGGACAUCACCGAGGUGCCGGACUUUAACAAGAUGUACGAGCUGUACGAUCCCUGCACGGUGAUGUUUUUCUUCCGCAACAAGCACAUCAUGAUUGAUUUGGGCACCGGCAACAACAACAAAAUCAACUGGCCGCUGGAGGACAAGCAGGAGAUGAUUGACAUUGUGGAGACGGUGUAUCGAGGAGCGAGAAAGGGACGCGGUCUGGUCGUAUCACCCAAGGAUUACUCCACGAAGUAUAGAUAUUAAGGAGGGACUAGGCUGAGCUUAGCUUAAUGUUCGAGUAUCCAACUUUAGGCAUGACAAAUUUACCUCAAAUAUAAUCGAAAUGCAACUUUUGUGUAUAUGUA